Dromaius novaehollandiae (emu) is the source of this 1708-nucleotide messenger RNA. It is a transcript of the gene PARP16, whose product is annotated as poly(ADP-ribose) polymerase family member 16. The record is from RefSeq and is a predicted model, not a curated record. Gene Ontology annotation, molecular function: kinase binding; NAD+ poly-ADP-ribosyltransferase activity; protein serine/threonine kinase activator activity. Bases 143 to 1153 code for a protein of 336 amino acids. Gene Ontology annotation, cellular component: nuclear envelope; membrane; endoplasmic reticulum tubular network. Gene Ontology annotation, biological process: endoplasmic reticulum unfolded protein response. The transcript is spliced from 6 exons. NCBI's taxonomy places the organism in Eukaryota, Metazoa, Chordata, Aves, Casuariiformes, Dromaiidae.
AGGAGCGGGGCGGAGCGGCGGCGCCAGGCCGCGGCCCGCGGCGGCGAGGCGGAAGAGGAGACACCGCUUGGGCGGGCCCGGCCGCCCGCCGCGCUGUGGGGAGCGGCCCGGCUGCCGGCAGCGCCCGCCGCCCCCGCCGGGCAUGGCCCCCCCCGGCCCCGCCGAGGCGGCCGCCCGCGUGCGGGAGGCGGCGGGGAGGGACCCCCUGGCCGCCGACCUGCGCUGCAGCCUCUUCGCCGCCGCGCUGCAGAGCUACAAGCGCGACUCGGCGCUGAGGCCCUUCCCGGGCCGCUACGCCAGCGGCGACAGCAAGGACUUCGAGGCGCUGCUUGCAGAUACAAAUGCUUUACCAAGCCUUAAAGAACUUCUCGAAUCUGUUCCAAACACAGAGAAAAGGACCUGGGAUUUGUUUAGCUGGAUUUUGUCAUCUAAGAUCUUGGUGAUACAAAGUACUAAGAAGCAGGAGUACGAGAAGAUCCAAGAACUCACUGGGAUGUCUGGUGCUGCUGUUCCUGCUCCGGACUUCCUGUUUGAGGUAGUGUAUUGUGAGCAAAUGGACACCAAGUUUGCCGAGACCCGGGGAGAACGGGACCUCAUCUAUGCAUUCCACGGGAGCCGCCUCGAGAACUUCCAUUCCAUCCUGCACAACGGCCUGCACUGCCAUUUGAACAAGACAUCCCUGUUCGGUGAAGGUACUUAUCUUACCAGUGAUCUGAGCCUGGCUCUCCUCUACAGCCCCCAUGGGCUUGGUUGGCAGCGGAGUGUUUUGGGCUCUAUCCUUAGCUGCGUAGCUGUUUGUGAGAUCAUUGACCACCCAGAUGUAAAGUGUCAGGUGAAAAAGAAAGACCUCUUCUCUUCCCAUGCAGAUUCAGAAGAAAUAGACAGGAAAAGAGCAAGAGUGAAAAACAGCGAAGGGGGUGAUGUACCACAGAAAUACUUCGUUGUCACAAACAAUCAGCUUUUACGAGUUAAAUACUUAUUAGUAUAUUCACAGAAACAGCAUAGGAGGCCCUCUAGCCAAUCUUCCUGGUUUUCCACCCACCGGUUUGCUGUAAUGAUGAUGCUGUACCUACUGCUGCUAAUGGUGAUAGGGGCCAGCAAUUCACCGACCUUCCUCUACUACUGGCACAGAAUGUUUGACUCGGAAGGAUGAAUUGCCUGGGCUGAUGAACUGUUAUUUCACCAUGUGCCUUAAUAAUAGCAAAUCCACUAUGUACUGCAUCUGUUUAAGAGCUCUGGAAAUGAAGGUGCCUGGAGCUUUCCAAUUCUGUCUCUGCUAAAUUAUCCUCAUGGCAUCUGUCCAUUUAUUCUUAUUUCUGUGUUCCCAUGAUUUAUGAGGAUGUCCAGUACAGCUGAAAAGGGUUGUGAUGGUGCAGUCUAGCGUGAACCAAUUGUUAAGGGUCCAUGGAAAAAAGUUAUUUAAAAUUAAUGAAAACUUAGUGUGACUAUUUUCUGUCAAACUGAGGUAGCGAUAUUUGCAUGCAGUUGGAAAGGAAGAUUUUUCUGUACGUCAGAGAAGGUUACCUGUAGCAGGUCUUACCAGUUUGUUUUCAGAAACUGUGUUUAGUGAUGUUUCUCAUGUACUGAUGCAGAUGGUCACUUUUAAGACUAACUUUGUUUUUGGCCAGGAAUUUUUAUAUUUGAAAAUAAAGAGAAAACAGCAUGAAAUAGCAACCAAAAUGGGAGAGAUUAAAUGGUUUUCAGUAAA